GGGAGCUUUUUACAAAUUACUGUGGAGCCCGGAAAACAACACGCUGGAGUGGAGCUCUGCUAAAAUAUAGCAGAUUUAGGGGUUUUACUGCUGAAAAACCUCCAGCCCGGAGAACCAGGCCGCUCCAGCCCGGAUUCAUCGCUCAAAACCCAUCAGUCUCCAAAUGGCAUCCUCAGCAGCUCCCCUCUGCCCUCAGAAUCAAAACCAGAGGGAUAAUCCAGGGCUGCUGAAGCACCAAAAAGCAAAUAAGCUUUCAGAGAAUUUAAGGACACAAUCCCACAUUACCCAGUCGUCCAAAAGAGGAUCUGAGAACCAGGACCCGAAUGAAACUGCUAAAACCACAAAAGGAGCAAAUAAACUAAAGACCAUCAGCAGGCUUCCAGUCCUGGCAAAAUCCAUACAGCCAGUUCUUACAGACAUCCCUCAAAGUCCCGGCCUUAAGAGAUGGGAGGAGAGGCCACUGCUGGGAAAGGCACAGAAGAGGAAAACCUGUACCAAACCUGUUCCAUUCAACUUGUCCCAGUCUCGGAGCCACAGCCAGAAGCUCACUGAAGCUGCUCCUGAAAGGGCAGGAAGUUCUGGACUACCCCUAACGACUCGUCCGACACCCAGCAAGACCCUGACCACCUCUCAGCACAGAACAAACCCCCCCACUCACAAUCCCCUUUCAUCUUUGAGGAAUACACAUGUUCAUCACACAAACACUUCAAAAACUAAGCCCUUAAACCCUUUAGAGCCUAAGACCAGUCCAAAGCCCAAGCCUAACAGCACACAGUCUGUGCUACAGUGUGUUACUGACUCCUCCAUUCAGAGAGACCUGAGCUCACAGCUGCGCAGCAUCACACUCGCUCAGUCAGAGCUUACCAAGGACCCGGGUCUUUCUCUCAGAGCUGGUGCUGGUGGGGUGGAGGAGAGAGCAGCUUUCCAAUUAAAGACCAAAGGCUGCAUUCAGACUGCUUUGUCUGCUAAACCUACCACAGGUAUAACAGGGAACUCUACAGGGAGUACUGUCUCUUUUACCCCUGACCCAUCAGCACUCAGUAGUAUUCUACAGAAUGAAGGGGUUAAACUGGAUGGUCCAGGAGCAACACCUCGAGUGUCUACCUGCCCCACAGGGAGAGGAACCUCCAUUUACUCUGCACAACGAGUUCCUGUCAAAAAGCCUCAGACUGAAGCAGCUAAAGCACUGCCAGGACAAGCUGGGAGUGCUGUGCCAUUUUCCCCUGACCCGUCAGCCCUCCGUAGUAUACUGCUGAAUGAGGGGAUUAAAGCAGGGGGACCCGUUGGAGCAACACCUCGAGUGUCUACCUGCCCCUCAGGGAGACAGAUGUCCAUGUAUUCUGCACAACGCGUUCCUCUAAAGAAGCCACAAACCGAAGCUGCUGCAGCACAGCCAGGACAAGCUGGGAGUGCUGUGCCAUUUUCCCCUGACCCGUCAGCCCUUCGUAGUAUACUGCUGAAUGAGGGGAUUAAAGCUGGAGGAGCUUCUGGAGCAACACCUCGAGUGUCUACCUGCCCCUCAGGGAGAGGAACUUCCAUUUACUCUGCUCAACGAGUACCACUUAAGAAACCUAAAGCAGAAGGAACAGUAGCAGAGGCACACACUGGUGCCAGCAGAACUCCCAACACCAAGCGAACGCAGCAGCGAGUUCCCUACAGCCAGUCACAGUCACUGAGGAGGCUAAUCUCUGCACGUAAGGCAGCUCUGUCCAAUCUCCAGUCUCCUGCGUUACGAGAAGCCCAGAGCUCCAGUACGGACAGCUCAGCUCAGCAGCAGCAGCAGCAGCAGAAGGAUGUGGUUCAGAAGCUAUUUCAGGAGGAACCAGAGCAGGAGGAGCAUGAGCAGAUGGAGGAAGAAGGAGAUGAAGCUGCACUGGGUCCGGCAUUGGAGCGUCAGCCUACUGCUGAACUUCAUUCAGAUAAAGAGAACAUGGUCCCGAACAAUCAGCCCUUCAUUCAGGCACCACACAGACAGUCAGUCAUCGUAUUCUCGUCCGGUCAGCGGCUGUUCAGACCGGGCCCGACUCAGGACUGUUCUCAGAUCUCUGAGAAUGCAGGGCAGCUUCAGCCAUGUGUUUCCAGCACUGAAUCUCAGAGCACAGAACCGGUACAGCCAGUCCAGCCCAGCGGAUCACAGAGUUCCCUCAACUCAGACACAAGUAAACGAUCGAGCCCCAGUACACAGUGUAAGACAAAAGCCUCUAGCAGCCUCAGCUCAGCAGUGUGUGCUCUGAGACGCCGUCUGCCACCCCUGGAGGAGAUGUUUCUGGAUGAAGAGUGUGCUACAUACACUUCCUGCCAACAGGCCUGGCCCACACAGCCCCGCUGCAGCAACCCUGUGGCCUCCAUACUGCUGUUUCAGGACUCCACUUGCUUUAUGCCUAUUGGUUUUGGGUCUUCAAGUCACAGUCCUGGCCCACUUCUCUCUUCACCAAUAAGAUGAUGGCCGAACAUCAUUUAAAGUUCAACCUGGUUUCGUAAAAGUCCGUUCUGAGUCUUUAUUAGUUUCACCAAUUUCUACUUCACAGCUUCUUAAAAAGCCAUGGCAUCUUAUCUGUGUCUUCAAGGCAAGCUCUUGAGAAGACAGCAGUUAUAUAGACAAGCAUUGUCCUGUUGGAAUGUUGAAAAAGUUCAUUUUCAUGAUGUAAAAGCAAAGAUUACAGUUAACAAAUGAUGUACUAUGCAACAUUGUUUUUACAGGUCAUUCUUAAUGUCUUCCCUGUAGUUGUGCAUUAAGUUAUUAUUGCCAAAUAGCCAAAGAAACCAGCUCUUCAAUGCCAGCAUAUACCAGACAGUAUUUUUAUUAUCAGUAGUAUUGUUUAAUAUUAACCCUGCUUAUGUGGAUUAACUCCUGUGAGAGAUUGUAAAAUAUUGAUAACUAAGGACCUCAGUAAUUUAAAUUACGAUUGUGUAGGUCCCUAAUGUUGCACACACUGGCGUUUACUUGAUUAUUUGUCCUCCAGCUCAGAGGCUCUAUGCUCUGUGUUUUUAAAUGAUGUUUGCAGGAUCACUUUCUGUAUAUAUGUGUAUAACUAAACACUAACAUUUGAUCACUGUCUGACUGAAAGAAUGCUUUAUCAUGUGUGCACAAGAAGAUGGAUAUUUUGAUGGAUAAGCUGGCUCUGCUGCUUUUGGUUGUGAAGCCUGCUUUAUGAUCAGUGUCCUUUGAUAUUGUUUGUCUAUAGUUAAUAAUAAAUGUAUAUCAAAGAUG
Messenger RNA from Astyanax mexicanus (Mexican tetra), 3211 nucleotides. RefSeq names its product trophinin associated protein. NCBI's taxonomy places the organism in Eukaryota, Metazoa, Chordata, Actinopteri, Characiformes, Acestrorhamphidae. The coding region runs from base 164 to 2443 and encodes 759 amino acids. The transcript has 16 exons. The record is from RefSeq and is a predicted model, not a curated record.